CGCAUAACAAGAAGAUGGUACCAGAUCUGGGACCAGGCUGGAGUUGUUCUGCGCAUGCGCAGAAACGUAAUUCCGAUACGACACGUACAACGGGUUUGUGUUUCAUUUAAAAGGUUUACAACUGUAAAUCUAUGUAAAGAAAGCUUUUUAUCAUUUGAAAUCCAAAACAUGAGCACACUAUGGAUGGGAAACUUAGAGCCCUACAUGGACGAGAAGUUCAUUACCCGAGCCUUCGGCACCAUGGGGGAGUUGGUGGUGAGUGUACGGAUUAUACGCAACAAGAUGACUGGUAGGGGUGCAGCAGGCUACUGCUUCGUGGAGCUGACAGAUGAAGCCACAGCUGAGAGGUGUCUUCGUAAAGUCAAUGGAAAAGCACUACCAGGAGCCACACCGCCUAGAAGAUUCAAGUUAAACCGGGCCACCUUUGGGAAGCAAGGAGAAAGCGGUCCACUCUAUUCUCUGUUUGUUGGAGAUCUCACACCUGAAGUAGAUGACGGGAUGCUGUACGAGUUCUUCUACAACCGCUACCCUUCCUGUCGUGGGGGGAAGGUGGUGCUGGAUGGCACGGGGAACUCCAAGGGUUGUGGGUUUGUCCAGUUCCCAGACCAGAGGCUUCAGAAGCUGGCGCUGGAGGAGUGUCAGGGAGCAGUGGGACUCGGGAGCAAGCCCUUACGACUGAGCCUAGCUGCUAACAAAACUCGACAUAAUCAAUCAGACAACAGGGGCUGGGGGUCACACGGAGGAGGCUACAGACACAACCAGAACCAAUACAAUCAGCACAAUCAACAGCCGUACGGUAGUGGCUGGGGCUCUUGGGGCUACGACCAAAAUGGAGGCAACUACGGUGGCUACAACUACAGCCAGUAUGAUUACUCACAGAAUCCUGCACAGGAAAAUGAAGCUUUUGAAGAUGAUGGUCUGGAAGAUCCUAACCCAGAGCUGGAUGUGGUGGAAGCCAACAGGAAGUUUAUGGAACACAGUGAGGAAUUGUAUGACGCCCUUAUCGAGUGCCACUGGCAACCCUUGGAAUCCUCGGAACAAACCUUUGGAACCCCGAGUACCCUUCCAGAACCUGUCUACUGUUGAGGCAAUAUCCUCUUGCCAUUUCAUAUUAUAUUCUGUAGGCUAAAAACAUAUCCCCAGUCCUUGACCAUAACUGACAUUUGCGCAUCUAUUAACAUAUUUUAUUUCUUUUUUUAAAGUAAACAGUGGACACCUGGCCUGUCCUGUACCGAAGAAUAGCAUCCCAUUUUCAUGUCAUUUUUACAUUUACAUUUUAGUCAUUUAGCAGAUGCUCUUAUCCAGAGCGACUUACAGUAGUGAAUGCAUGCAUUUCUUUUUUUUUCCCCGUAAUGGUCCCCCGUGGGAAUCGAACCCACAACCCUGGUGUUGCAAACACCAUGCUCUACCAACUGAGCCACACGGGACCACAUGUCUUAUGCUUUGUUAAACCGCAAAGAUGCCCGUAUCCCAAAUGGCCCUCUAUUCACUAUUAAGUGCAGCAUAGCUUUUUUUUGACAGGGCCCGAAGGUCACUGGUCAAAAGUAGUGCACUAUAUAGGGAAUUAGAGAGCCAUUUCAGUGUUUUUAAAUGUUUUUUUUAUUGUAUUUUCCCUUCCCAAUUGAGGAGUAAGUGAUUGAGUAAUCUGCAGUGUUACACUGCCUUCUGUCUGUUUCCAUAUGUGUUUGUAAAGUAAGAAUAAACAUAUGUAUCAUGUUGUCAGGUAGAAA
Messenger RNA from Salmo salar (Atlantic salmon), 1730 nucleotides. RefSeq names its product tRNA selenocysteine 1-associated protein 1. Gene Ontology annotation, biological process: selenocysteine incorporation. Gene Ontology annotation, cellular component: nucleus. The record is from RefSeq and is a predicted model, not a curated record. NCBI's taxonomy places the organism in Eukaryota, Metazoa, Chordata, Actinopteri, Salmoniformes, Salmonidae. Gene Ontology annotation, molecular function: tRNA binding.